Molecule: messenger RNA, 1984 nt
Organism: Protopterus annectens (West African lungfish)
Lineage: Eukaryota; Metazoa; Chordata; Ceratodontiformes; Protopteridae
Gene: SHFL
Product: shiftless antiviral inhibitor of ribosomal frameshifting
Exons: 10
Coding region: 253-1218 (321 amino acids)
Biological process (GO): innate immune response; viral translational frameshifting
Molecular function (GO): ribosome binding; sequence-specific mRNA binding
Source: RefSeq, a predicted model, not a curated record
CGCCUUCUUAGUAUGGCGUAGGGUGGGGAACGGGCACUGACCAGUAGGGGCGCUAUUUGGGCAUUCUGAGUUCCUGGUAACUACCUGAGGGAAACCGAAAGUGAGAGGGAAUGCAAAUAACUCAAGAAAGUGGUCAUUUUACCUUCUAGUAGUGGGCAGCGUUGAUUUAGUUGACUUUCGCUUUGGAACUGUUUAAAAACCGUUUGAGAAAGCAUCGUGUUUUUUUGAAGUGGCUACUGUACGUUAGCAAAAAUGCAUCGAGUAAAUCGGGAAGAAGUCGAGCUUGAGAAGAGUGUACGCCGAUUAAUGGAGAAAUUCCACCUCAGAGCUGUCACUGUAGAGUUGGCAACAGUGCUUAUGAGACGAUUUGCAAAUAAUCAUGACCUGGUCACCAGGUACAUAAUUCUGUUCAAGGAUCAGAUUCAAGCCAUGGAGCAAGAAGAUGUUGAUGCCUUAAAUAAUGACCCAGUAGCACAGAACGUCGUCCAGAGAAUAAGAAAUGGCCAGCAACAGCAGAAUGACGCCAGAAGAAUGCAAAAUGGAAAUCAGGGUCAAAGGAACAAUAUUGAGGAGGAUCCUGAUGUCAGGGACCUUGGCCAGCAGUUAGCUUUACUUCCUUUGACUGAGAGGAAUGUCCGGAUGUUUAACAAUGCCAGGCAGAAUCAAAUACCAUUUGAGGAGAAGCAGUUUGCUUGCCAGGCUUGUGACAGCAUGUGGUGGCGUAGGGUUCCUGUUAGAAAAAUGGUUUCCAGGUGCCACCGUUGUAGGGUAAAAUAUGAACCAGUGCCUCUUAACAGAAUGUGGGGAGCAGCAGAGUUUAGAUGCACCACCUGCAACAGGACCUUUAGAGGAUAUGGACAAAUGGAAGUUUCUUCUCCUUGCUAUUCAUGUGGCACUCCAGUGACACCCACUGCUAUCAUUCCACCUCGAAGGCAGAAUAGGCCCCGCAACAGGAACCCUCACAGCUGUGCUGCAGAGGAUUGUUACAACCGAAGAGAGCCCCAUGUUCCUGGUACCUUAUGUCCUCAUCCACGUAGCAGAGAGAGAAGCAACUUACCUAAGGUGCUGUUUGCAAGUCAUGUUCAUGACAGCACUGGUUCCACGGUUGCUACAUGCAUCAGUCAGGGUAGUCUACUGAGUAAUGAUAUUAAUGAUCUAAUCAUGGAUGACAUUGCAGAAGCUUCAGAAGAGGAUGAUGAAGAUGGCAGUGAUAACUGAACAUGCCCCCGAAGGAAGACAUCUUAACUGGCAGAGAUUAUUGAGCACUUUUAUCUAUGUCUGACUGUUUCAGUCUUUAUUUGAGGCAGUCCUUAUUGAAUGUAAUUUGUAAACCAUAUGUGACUAUAAAUAAUUAUACUGAGCUAUGGAGCUAUGUCAGGAGGAGAACCUAAAUGUUUAUUAUUGCCAGAUUACUUGUUUCCUCACUUUAGCGGUAUUUGGCAACCUCCGUUUACCUUCAAGAAGUUAUGAAUAUGUUUCUCUAAAGCUAUAAAGUUUGUGAAUCUCAUAAUUGCAUACUUGACAAGCCGCGGUCUUGAAUAGUCGAGGAUGUCUGAGCUAGUUCACCAGAUCAAGAGUUGACAGUUAACAAGUUCCUGAAGCAGAUACUGAAUAGAGCAUUUGCAUUAUCCUAAUUACUUCUGAUUUUCAUACCAGCUGUGCUGAUCUGGUUUGAAAAAAAAUCAGUGUUUGUACCAUUUGUGGCUUGCCACCCCAUAAUGGCAGAAGGACUGGAAUCAUUUUCUUGGAUGUCUUAUCCAUAUUUCUGCUGAUUUGUUUGGCUGGCCAAGGUGAUACUAUUAUGAGACUGUUUUGUGUGUUCUUACUUUCAUAUGUUGACAUAUUCUGAGUUUCUCAAACUGAAAGUCCGUAGGUUUUCCAGAUUAAAAGUGAAGUAUACUGGCUGGGCACCAGAAUUCUUCAGUCUGUACAUUUGUUGUAGGAGCAUCCAUAAAGAAGUUACUUUGUUGGAAUUUUUAUAUGA